ACGGGACCGUAUGGGCGACUCCCCGGUCGGCAUAGUAUAACCCAAUGUCUUCGUCGGAAACCCCCCCCGCUACCUCCGCCGACAACAAUGCCGCCGCCCCCCGUGCGGAGCUUGAUAUCACCAAGCUCCAUGCGCUCCCCUCCGAACAGCAGGACCUCUACCUCCUCACCUUCACGUCCGACCUAGUCCAGCACCUCUCCGGCCUGGAUAAGGCCGAAGUGUCCUCGCAGCAGAAGUUCUUGAAAAAAGAGCUUUUCAAGAUCCUCACCCUCCCUUCGCCGACCCUCACGCGAGUUAUCCGCAACAACCUGGGACGAUGCUUCGGCGCGAUAUUCAGCAAGGGUGACCGGGGCAUUCUCUUCGAGACGGUCACGGACCUUCUCGGGCUGCUGAAUGCGGGCAAAAGUGAGGCGGAACUGAAGACCAAGUUCGCUGCCGCCCAUUGCAUGGGCGAGGUCUUCGCCGUUGCCGGGGAAAGUGUCUUUGCGCAGUCCGGCGGAGUGGUCUCGAGCUUGCUCAAGCUGCUCAAAGCUUCCAGUAACCACACGGGUUGUCGUGGGUCGACGUUUGCCGUGCUCCGGAAGGUAGUCGUCGGUACUGGAGUCCCCGUGGACGAAGGAACGGCGCGCGACGUCUGGAAGCAAGCUCGCAAUGCCGCAACCGGGGACAAAUCUACUUUUGUCCAAGUGCAUGCCUGUCGCUGUCUUGAACAACUGGUGAACACAACCCCGUACUUUGACAACACGAACGACUUCGAUCACCUGAAGACCUUGGCAUGGAAGGUCAUUGACAGCCCUGUGGCUCCCGUCAGACACGCUGCAGCGACAUGCCUGGCUCGUGCGUUAGCCAAACUGCAUGCAACGGAUGCCCCUAUCAUCGCGGCCCCGAAAUCGAAAAAGGCGAAAAGAAUGUCGAGGAAGCCGACAGCUAAGCCUGGGGAAGACGAAGAUGAGGCCGAGGUUUCAGAAUCCUCUGCCGCCCCCAAGAAGUCCGACCAGCGCCUGUUUUUCCUUCUUCCCGACCUUCUCCGUCAGCUCUCCUUACAGUACUUGCGGAGUACGACAUCGAAUCGGGCCCGGGCGGGGAUCGCUAUCUGCUAUAAGCACGUUCUACGCAUUUUGGGGGAUAAGACGAUUGAGGAACGUUACGGGCAGAUUGCAAAUCACCUGCUGUUCGAAGUCCUCAACCACCCCACGGUGACGUACAACCGAUUCCGGCUUCUGAUGACCAGGAAGUUCGUGAAAAGCAUUUUGGAGGAUACCGUCGGCCGCGAAUCGCUCCGGGAGACCAGUCAACUCAAUGCUGCCAAGUGGCUGAUCAACGAUGUUCUUAAGGACUAUCCCCAAGUGAUCCAGGAGCGUCGCGAGCCGAGCAAGCAUUCUCUCACAAGCGCUCUGAGUGCUUUGUCUUCCCUGAUAGCGUCGCUUGGCUCUGCAUUCGGAACUCUGGCUGAACCGUGUCGCGAGGCUUUGCUUCAGGUUCUCCCGCACCCCAGCUACACUGUCCAGAUACAUGCCGCGCAGUGUCUUCGCAACUUUGUUCUUGCCUGUCCGCAUCAAUUGCUGUCGUGUGUUACGAUCAGCUUGAACAGUCUGAGCCGAGAAGUAGCGCAAUUAUCCACCCCCCGGCAAUCGCCGCGGCGCUGUGUUGGCUAUGCGAACGGACUUUCGUCCAUGUUGAGCACGUCUCGAUUACAGCCUCUUUAUGGCUCAGUCGAAGUGUUCUCCCGGGUGUUCACUCAGGCAACUGACCUUUUGAAGACCAGUAGCAACUCUGAGCUACGUGCCGCAAGCACGCAGAUCCAAGUCGCUUGGAUUCUGAUUGGGGGGUUGAUGCCUCUCGGCCCAAGCUUUGUGAAGAUUCAUCUUUCCCAGCUAUCACUGCUAUGGAAAAAUGCACUUCCCAAGCACCUUAGUCAAGAAAAUUCUGCUAAGCGAGGUGUGCUGGAACUGAGCUUCCUUGCGCAUGUCCGAGAAUGUGCUUUGAGUUCUUUGUUGGUGUUUAUGGAGUUCAAUAGCAGGCUAAUAACUGCCGACGGUGCGAAGAGGAUAGCUAUCAUGCUCCAGAAUACGGUUGAGUUUCUCGAUGACCUGCCACGGCAAAAGUCCGUGAAUGAUAUCUCGCAGCGCCUCCAUCCGUCAUUGCAGUUGCAUGAUAUUGAAACUUUGGUUCGGCGACGAGUGUUACAGUGCUUUUCCAAGCUACUCCAUGUUCAUCCUCUUAGCCAUGCCGAUGUCAUCUCCCAAUCUAGUCUUCUGAGUUUGGCAAUUUCGUCCUUCGCAGACCCCGACGCUGUCCAGGCUGGUCCUUUGGAGAGCUCGAUUGCGGCCUCCACUGCGCAAUUUGAGUCUCUGUGGGAUCUCUGUGAUAAUUAUGGGUUUGGAGUGACAGGGCUGGCUAGGGAAUACGUGCGUGUGACGCUUACUGGCAAGCAUGGAUCCGAGAAUGGGCCUGCAUGGUCUGCUGUUGAUUCUGCGGAUCAAGCUAUCGAUGAUGCUUUGACUUUCCCUGUAUGUCAAGCGAGUGAACAUGACUCUCUUCUCUUAUAUUCUACGAGACAAGAGGAUUCUCUCCUGGCCGAUCCACAUUCCAUUGGCGUUGUGAACGCUGCUAUUGAGCUAUUCUCUGUUGCCAUUCCCCUCCACGCGCCUAAAGUCCAGGAAAGUUGUGUAGAGCAGAUCGCGACCUUCCUUUCCUCGACGAGUCUCCAGCGCAAUCCCGGGCGUAAGGCUGCUAUGCUUGUUAACGUGGCUGUCGCCUUACUUCACGCUCUAAAGGUUUCUGUUAGAGAGACUGGCUCUACUACCGGAAAGCUAAACCCCGCGACCGACAAAGUAUUGCAGGAGCUUGUCCAGAAAUUUGUCACCGAUGCUGAUCUGAUCGUUCGGACGAUUGGUGUCGAAGCACUCGGCCGGCUCUGCGAGAGCUCUGGAACCGCCUUCACCAACACGCAGAUCAACUGGCUCGUUGAUACUAUUGUUGAGAAUCGGGAGCCUAAUACCCGUGCUGGCUGUGCCGCCGCCUUGGGUUGCAUCCAUUCCCAGAUCGGUGGUAUGGCAGCUGGUCUGCAUCUGAAGACCAUCGUUGGUGUUUUGAUGUCACUGUGUAACGAUCCUCAUCCCGUGGUUCAUUUCUGGGCUCUUGGUGGACUAGAAAGGGUUGCCAAUUCUGCAGGAUUGACUUUCUCACCAUUUGUCUCGAGUUCUCUUGGGAUGCUGGCCCAGCUAUAUAAUGCCGACACACACAACGAGGAGGCGGCGGCUUUAGCAACUUCCAACAUUGAGAUGUCCUUCCUCACUCCGGUGGUGAUUAGUCGCUGUGUUGAUUCUCUCAUCAACGUUCUCGGACCCGAUCUCCAGGAUAUCACAAAAACGCGCAAUCUCAUUCUCACCCUUCUUAGGCAAUUCCAGCUAGAGGACAACUCGGCUUUGGUCACAGAGAGUUCCAAGUGUUUGGAUCAUCUGUCACUAUAUGCACCGGCAUACGUUGAUUUCUCUGGAUAUGUGAAACGUCUGCAGAGUGAGCUUACCGCCACGAACCCUUUGAUGAAGGAUGUAGCCAUUCGAGGGUUGAGUAACCUCAUGAAGCGGGACGCUGCGUCUGUCAUCCAGACAGCUACCCCGGCGCUCGAAGAAGAGAUCUGGCUUGCUUUUGAUGAUACCCCAGAUAAUCCAAUUCUGAGAAGCAUGAUUCAAGACUGGCUGCAGCAGACGGCACUUGUUGAAACCGAGCUGUGGAUACAGCGCUGCCACAACACCUUGACCAAGACGCGUGUCAAGGUAGAGGAGCCCCCUUUGACAGCCGGUAUCAAGCCCUCCGGGAAUGACAUACCGGAUGAUGAAGUUGCAGGUUUCGCGUCCGCGAUCGCGGGGGCCGGACAGUCGGAUGAGGCCAACAGUGCUGUCUCGGGACAGGAGCUCCUGAAAUGGCAGACUCGGAAUUUCAUCAUGGGCUGUCUCAGCGAGCUUUUGGCGAUAGUGCAAGAGGCCAUUCUUCCAGAUCAGACAAUCCCCGCUGAGCUUGCGCUUCAGCAGAAGGUAGGGGAUAUUGUCAGGAUGGCGUUCUCGGCAUCGACUGCCAACGUGAUUGAACUUCGGAUCUGGGGACUGAAGAUUAUCGAUCAGGUUCUUAAGAUGUUUGGCAAGACUCCGGAUCCGGACUUUACCGAGGCAUCUUUGCUGGAACAGUAUCAGGCUCAGAUUGGAUCCGCUCUCACGCCAGCAUUCGCCGCGGAUUCGUCCGCAGAACUGGCGUCAGAGGCGAUCAAUGUUUCCGCCACGUUUAUUGCUACUGGUAUAGUGACAAAUGUCGAUCGGAUGGGAAGAAUCCUCAAACUACUGGUGCUUGGGCUGGAGAACUUCUCCCAAAACCUUGACACCACUGAAAUUGGCGAUCUGAAAGGGCUCAAUCCCAACGCCAGAGUUAUGGUCAAGAUGGCCUUAUAUUCUGCCUGGGCGCGACUGCAGAUUGCCAGUAUUGAGCAGGAGUAUCUGAAUCAAGUUGUUCAGCCAUAUCUCACGAGGCUCACGCCCCUUUGGCUCUCUUCCCUCCAGGAAUAUGCUCGACUACGCUUCGAGCCUGAUAUUUCGGGAAGCCUGGGCACAGGGCCUUUGAGCGGUGAUUUGGAUGAGGUGUAUGCCGCGUUGAACCGGGAAACUCUCUUGAAGUUCUACCAGGAUUCAUGGCUGAACCUUGUCGAUGCCAUCGCUGGUUUGGUAGAAAGAGACAUCGACUUUGUAUUCGAUGCGCUGGAUGGCAAAUCGGAGUUGGAAGAUUCCACCAAGACGGAGAAAGAUGACCAGGUGACGCCCAGCGAGGAGCCCAAAGGAAAGGGCGACAACAUCAACUAUCGUGAUGAACCUGUCGCGUUCUUCUUCGUCCUGUUUGGCUUGGCGUUCGAAGCUCUGGUUGACCAGUCUACUCCCCCGUCCCACAGAUUGGACAUCCUUCAGGCCCUCAAGAGGAUCCUGAGACCAGUCAUCUCAGGCAAUGCGAUCUAUCAGGAUGCCAUCUUCUCGGAGACCAUGGACUCCCUUGACCGUUUGGCGUUGACCGAAACGAUCCCCAUCCAGAACGUCAUAGUCGAGAUCGCUCGCAACCUGUCCCUAGACCAUCCCUCCGCCAAGGGUGGCGAGGACCGGGGUGACCACCUAUCCGACGAUAUCGAGCAGCUUUUCGAGCUAACGAGAAGUAUCAUUCUCGUCCUGGCGGGUCUCCUCCCCAACCUGCGUGAAACCACACCUCUUGCACGGUUCAACGUGGGCUCAGACGAUGCGUUGUCUCUCAUCCGUCUUGCGCUUUCAUCGCUAGUCAACGUAGCCUCGAUCUUCCCAUCAAUCAUCCGCAAUGACCUGAACGCCUGCAUCCUGCACAUCUUCAGCACCAUCCUCGCCACUGGCCUGUGCCAGGCCGGAGUGGUGCCCCAGGCCCUUCCCAUCUUCAGACACUUCAUCAGCGGCAUCGCCAACUACCGAGAAGCCGGCCCCGAACAAUCAGAGAACAUCCUCGUCGUGUCCCGCCAGCUCCGCGGGUGUCUCACCCGGUUCCUCACCACACUCACCAUCGCCCAGCGGAGGGAAUCCGAAUCAUCUCUCCCCUGCGCAAAGAAUACCCUCCUCGCCAUCGCCAUCCUCCUCACAAGCGGCGGCCAUAUCAUCCCGCCCCAAGACCCCGUCAUCUCGCGCGUCCUCGACGAGCUCCUCGACUGUCUCCAAGACGUCGGCCUCGCCAACGUCGCCGCCGGCUGCAUCCGCUCCAUCCUCCUCACCACCAACCCCAAAUCCCCCACCAGCGAACUCAUCGCCCGCUACCUCACCCCGCGCCUCAUCGCCUUCUACGUCGGCUGUCCUCAAGAGAACGGCGAAAUCCCCAGCGACCCCGAGAACUCCAAGACCGGCAUCGCGCGCACCCUGGUCGCCUGCGUCAGCAACGCCGUCUUCGCCCCCACCGAGACCCCCACCGCCGUCUCCCUCAUCAUGUCCACGCUCCUGGCGCGCGCCCAACGUGACGGCCACCCCAUCUACAGGGAAACCGCGGGCCAUAUGCUCGAACUCGCCAAGGCGAACCAGGCUGUCUUCCGCGCCCUCGUGGCCACCACUAUGAGUCCGGAGCAAAAGGCUCUCCUCGAGGAGAUUCUCCGCAGCGCGGAGGUCGAUUCCGCGGCCAAUAAGCAUGCGAGGGAUACCGUCCAGUCCGGCAGUGAGCAGCAGAGUAUGCCCAGUAUUGCGCUGAGGUUUGAUUUCUAG
Molecule: messenger RNA, 6245 nt
Organism: Aspergillus heteromorphus CBS 117.55
Lineage: Eukaryota; Fungi; Ascomycota; Eurotiomycetes; Eurotiales; Aspergillaceae
Product: AP-1 complex accessory protein LAA1
Exons: 6
Coding region: 45-6245 (2066 amino acids)
Biological process (GO): retrograde transport, endosome to Golgi; intracellular protein localization; endocytosis
Cellular component (GO): endocytic vesicle; Golgi apparatus; membrane
Source: RefSeq, a predicted model, not a curated record